AAAAACAGGGCUGGAUGGAAAAAAAGAAAAAGGUUUCCUUGAAUGGGUAACGUCUAAGAUGGCACUUAGGUGACAGGGAUCCAGUCAUGUAACCAUCUGGAAGGAAAACUUCCCUUGCAGAGAUGAGAACUAGAAGACCCCCAGGCAGGAACAGGCUUUACAUAAUAGACAAAGACCAGGACAGCUAGAAAGGAAUCAGCCAGAGAGAAUGGUACGAGAUGUGGUCAGGGAGGUAGGCUAGGGCCAGACUACAGAUUUUAUAGGUCAUGACGGAGUUUGAUUUUUCUUCUAGAAGUAAUAGGAAUGUAUCGGGUGAGGUUUGAGAAGAGUAACAUAGCUUGAUUACCUUUUAAAACAAUUCCUAUGGCUGCUGUGCAGAGAAUGAACUUUGGCCAAGGAAGAGUGGAAGCAGGGGGAUUAUUGCAAGAGAUUAAAAGCUAUAGAGAUAAUUCAGGUGACACAUGGUGGUGGCUUGGAACAGGGUAGAAGUAGAGGAUGUGGGGAGAUGUGGUUGGAUGCUGGGUUUACUUUGAAGGUAGAGCCAAGAGGACUUGCCAAUAGACCACAUUUUCUUCUGCUCCUUUGGCCCUGGGAACUCCAUACACACACUCUAGUUGGCUCCUCUAUCCUCACUGGGGGUCUGGGUUACAGAGGCAGACCCCAGGGACCCAGCUAAAUUGCAAAGUUUCCAGGAUCAAACAAAGAAAUUUAAGACUCAGGCGUUGUAUUCUCCAUGAACUGUCUCCACUUUCCAUUUAAUGGGAGGGGACUCUGCCUGUUGUCUCCCUUACUCGAUCUAGCCUGGCUUCUAUACCCCUAGUUACUCAUUAAGACAUUUGUUUAUCCAAAUAGGGGCCCUUAGGGUGUAUUGGUGACACCAAAAACAGUCCCGGGGGUGGUGGUGUUUGUAUCUGAUACAGAGUAGGGGGCAGGAUCAUCUGUUGGUCUCAGUCUUCAGACCCAGGCCAGUGACUUACUCAUGUUAAUUUACACAAAACACAGUGGGGUCAGACGUGAUCCCACAGAAAAUGCACACAACAUUUUUGCCCCAGGCUGGGCAUUUCUUUAGAGCCUGGGAAAGAUCAGGCUAGUCUUACAAACAUUCUCAGGCAGCAAGGGCUGGGGAAAGCAAGCAGGAAAGGGGAUUACCCAGUUGGUUCUGGAGUCAGCAGGCCCUGCUCUGUUUGUGUUGUGCUGCAUGGAGGGUGGGGGUACAUUAUAAAUGCAGCCAGCCAGAGGGCCCCUGGCUCAAAACCUAGGACUCAAAACCUAGGACUGCACCAUCUCUGGGAGUCUGUGCAAGCCUCCCCAAGAUGAAGCUGCCAGGCCAGGAAGAGUUUGAAGUCUCCAGUGCUUGUGAAAAUGUGCCCACAGGAGAGCUGGAGAAUGGCCCUGGCUCUUGCCCCAGCCCUGACGGCACCUCAGACAAAGACAGAGGGGAUCGGGGGGUACCCACGGACCCUCUGCUCUUCAUUCAGCUGAAUGAACUUCUGGGCUGGCCCCAGGCACUGGAGUGGAGAGAGACAGGCAGGUGGGUGCUGUUUGAGGAGAAGCUGGAGGUGGGUGCAGGCCGGUGGAGUGUCCCUCACGUGCCCACCCUGGCACUGUCCAGCCUUCAGAAGCUCCGCAGCCUACUGGCCGAGGGCCUUGUGCUGCUGGACUGUCCAGCUCAGAGCUUCCUGGAGCUCGUGGAACAGGUGACAAGAGUGGAGUCGCUGAGCCCAGAGCUGAGAGGGCAGCUGCAGGCCUUGCUGCUGCAGAGACCCCAGCAUCUCAUCCAGCCCACAGGCACCAGGCCCUGCCAGGGGUCUGCUCAUCCAAGAGAGGCUUCUCACAAUGAGGAAGCCCCGCUGAAGGAACAGCGUCAGAACCCUCUGAGACGGAAGCUGCCUCCAGGGGCUGAGGCAGGGGCUGUGCUGGCAGGAGAGUUGGGCUUCCUGGUACGGCCCCUGGGGGCCUUUGUACGACUGCGGGAUCCAGUGGUGUUGGGGCCCCUCACUGAGGUGCCCCUUCCCAGCAGGUUUUUCUGCCUCCUCCUUGGUCCCUCCACACUGGGAAGGGGCUAUCAUGAGAUGGGCCGGGCCAUGGCCGUCCUCCUCAGUGACCGGCAAUUCCAGUGGUCAGUUCGUCGGGCCAGCAGCCUUCAUGACCUUCUGGCAGCCUUGGAUGCCUUCCUAGAGGAGGUGACAGUGCUUCCUCCAGGUCGGUGGGACCCGACAGCCCGGAUCGCCCCACCCAAAUGUCUGCCUUCCCAGCACAAAAGGCUCCUCUCACAACUGAGGGAGGUCAAGAGCCCAUCUGCCCAGCAUGGGGCCCUGGCUGAGGACAGACAUGGUCACUGGCCACAUGCGCCCAGCCCAGAGUUACAGCGGACAGGCAGGCUGUUUGGGGGCCUUGUCCAGGAUGUGCGUCGGAAGGCCUUGUGGUACACCAGUGACUUCCUGGACGCGCUGCAUCCCCAGUGCUUCUCGGCUGUGCUCUACAUCUACCUGGCCACCAUCACUAACGCCAUCACUUUUGGGGGUCUGCUGGGGGAAGCCACCGAUGGUGCUCAGGGGGUGCUGGAAAGUUUUCUGGGCACUGCAGUGGCUGGAGCUGCUUUCUGCCUGAUGGCUGGCCAGCCCCUCACCAUCCUCAGCAGCACGGGGCCAGUGCUGGUCUUUGAACGCCUGCUCUUCUCCUUCAGCAGAGAUUACAGCUUGGACUACCUGCCUUUCCGCCUAUGGGUGGGCAUCUGGGUGGCCACCUUUUGUCUGGCACUAGUGGCCACAGAGGCCAGCGUGCUGGUACGCUACUUUACCCGCUUCACCGAAGAAGGCUUCUGUGCCCUCAUCAGCCUCAUCUUCAUCUACGAUGCUGUGGGCAAAAUGCUGAGCUUGACCAGUGCCUAUCCCAUCCAGAGCCCUGGCUCUCCUGCCUACGGCUGCUUUUGCCAGUACCCAGACCUGGGAGGAAAUGAGUCUCAGUGGAAGAAGACAGAACCAAAAGACAGAGAUGACAUCUCAAGCAUGGACCUAGGCCUGGUCAAUGCCUCCUUGCUGCCCCCACCUGAGUGUGCCCGACGGGGAGGCCACCCUCGUGGUCCCGGCUGUCAUACAGUCCCAGACAUCGCCUUCUUCUCUGUCCUCCUCUUCCUUACUUCUUUCCUCAUAGCCACGGCCCUCAAGCAUGUAAAGACAAGCCGCUUCUUCCCCUCUGUGGUGCGCAAAGUGCUCGGUGACUUCUCCUCAGUCCUGGCCAUGCUGCUGGGCUGUGGCCUCGACUCCUUCCUGGGUCUAGCCACACCAAAGCUCAUGGUGCCCGGCGAGUUCAAGGCACUGGAAUGCUUUCAACCAGUUGUACAUGCACACAUACUGCUCCCACCUACCACCCAGGGUCUUGGAACUGGGCCCACACUCCCUGGGCGUGGAUGGCUGGUGUCACCUUUUGGAGCCAACCCCUGGUGGCUGAGUGUGGCAGCCGCCCUCCCUGCUCUGCUGCUGUCUAUCCUUAUCUUCAUGGACCAGCAGAUCACAGCGGUCAUCCUCAACCGUGCCGAAUAUAAACUGCAGAAGGGAGCUGGCUUCCACCUGGACCUCUUCUGUGUGGCUGUGCUGCUGCUGCUCACAUCAGUGCUUGGGCUGCCCUGGUAUGUCUCAGCCACAGUCAUCUCCCUGGCCCAUAUGGACAGUCUUCGGAGAGAGAGCACAGCUUGUGUCCUGGGGGAACCCCGCAGCUUCCUGGGCAUCAGGGAGCAGAGGCUGACAGGCCUGGUGGUGUUUAUCCUCACAGGAGCCUCCAUCUUCCUGGCACCUGUACUGAAGUUCAUCCCGAUGCCUGUGCUCUAUGGAAUCUUCCUGUACAUGGGAGUGGCAGCGAUUAGCAGCAUCCAGUUCACAAAGAGGGUACAGCUAUUAUUGAUGCCAGCAAAACACCAGCCAGACCUCCUCCUCUUGAGACAUGUGCCUCUGAGCAGGGUCCACCUCUUCACAGCUAUCCAGCUUGCCUGCCUGGGUCUGCUUUGGAUAAUCAAAUCUACUCCUGCAGCCAUCAUCUUCCCCCUCAUGUUGCUGGGCCUGGUGGGGGUCCGAAAGGCACUGGAGUGGGUCUUCUCACCACAGGAACUCCUUUGGCUGGACGAGCUGAUGCCAGAGAAGGAAAGGAACAUCCCUGAGAAGGGACUGGAGCCAGAGUACUCACUUAGUGGUGACACUGAAGAUUCAGAGCUGAUGUAUCAGCCAAAGGCUCCAGAAAUCAACAUCUCUGUGAAUUAGCUGGAGUAGGAGGAAUUUGGGAGUAGAGACUCCAGGAAACUGAGCAUGAGGUGAGGAUGUGAGGGAAGUGCCCCUGGAGUCAGGGAUGGGGAAGUGUGCGCUCAGACCUUGGAAACUUCCAGUGUGCUGGCUAGCCUGUUUUGCCUUCAUGUUCCAGUCCCUCAUGAACCCCAAAGUAGAGGAGGGAAUAGAACGGUCUCCCCAGAGG
This is a messenger RNA of Leopardus geoffroyi (Geoffroy's cat), 4461 nucleotides long. RefSeq names its product solute carrier family 4 member 9 (gene SLC4A9). Gene Ontology annotation, biological process: monoatomic anion transport; transmembrane transport; bicarbonate transport. Bases 1314 to 4253 code for a protein of 979 amino acids. Gene Ontology annotation, cellular component: basolateral plasma membrane; plasma membrane. Gene Ontology annotation, molecular function: sodium:bicarbonate symporter activity; monoatomic anion transmembrane transporter activity; solute:inorganic anion antiporter activity. The record is from RefSeq and is a predicted model, not a curated record. Lineage: Eukaryota; Metazoa; Chordata; Mammalia; Carnivora; Felidae. The transcript has 22 exons.